GGGAGCGACUGAUAGCGCAGGAGGUGAGAGGAAAAUUCAACGGAUUCAGUCACCGCCCGGUGCCCGGCGCGCAAGGUCUCAUGCGUUGUUUCUGCUGAACUUUAUCUCCCGUUGGAAGAGUGUACUUUAAUUUCCUGAAGAAAUAAAAAUGUCAUAGAUUAAAAAAUUGUGACACCUCUGAACGAGCUCCAGUAUCGGAAAUAGACACUUAUAUCCGCGCGUUAAAAAUUUUUUUUUGUUUAUUAUUUUUUCUCCUGCGAAUGGGGCCAUUGUUUUUAGAUGGAUUAGCCCCAGUUGCCGAGCAUGUGCGCAAUUUAAAAUUUGUCGAGUUGUGGAUUGUGAACUUGGCAAUAUUGUGAGUGACUUGUGCAUCGCAACACAGACAAUUAUUGGUGAAAAAUGGAACGAGGUGAUAAAAUUCUGACUGGUGCGUUAUGAAUGCUCGGAAGGGUCGAUAAGAUCACCAUUAGAGAGCACCAGAAGAGGGGGAGAUUUUGGGAAAGAGGGAAAAAUCAAGGGAAAUAUGGCGGACGUACCGGAGGGCUGAGAGGAAAGAUAACUAAUUAACUGAAAUGCCGCCGCUGAGUUGGCCGGCCGUGGCUGUCAUAGCCGUCUUCGGCGCCAUUUUCACCAUGGCAAUACCCGAGACGGAGAGCAGAAGUAGCAGCACAUUUGAUCACAUUCGUCAUCGACCGAAUAAGAGCACCAGUGCCAUCAAUAGUAUCACCACAUCUUUCUCCCCCGUGCGCUGUACUGAAAAACGUAGAAUUGAAGUUGCUGUGAAUGGUGGUAACUGGAAGGCCAUCGAUGGAAUGGAAGCUGAUCGUAGUACUGCACAUAAACCUGAGAGGCUUUCCAUUUACCAAUGGAAAGAUACGUUCAGCACUGUUGGGCCAUCGUCUGAAAAGUUCCAAGAAGAUGGCAAACAAUUUGAAAUGAAACUGGAGUUGGCGAAGGUUCCAAUCAUCUCACCUGGCAUUGGAUUCAGAAAAAGAGAGGCUUACAGAAGUGUUCGUGACGAUAGAAGCUUGAAGGAGGACAUUGUGGGAAUGGCUGAGGGUCAGAGAGUUUCCACGAAUCAAUUGGAGAAGGAGACAUUGUUGUUGGGUAAGGAUACACUUUCAACAAUAGACCAAGAAGAAUUCUUGCCAACAACUACAGAGCCAUAUCAAACAUCGACUAGUGAUACAGAGAUAACUAGAGACAGGGCAAAUACUUUACCCGAAAAUAGUGACGAUGAGAAGGUGAGGAAUCCUUCCAACAACUCUAUCCUAGCAUCAAUAACUCCAGCCAUGAUGCCUCACGUGAGGAGUGAAAAACUUGUGUACCAGUCUAACACCACAGAAUCACUGGCUGACAGUCCAUUUCCUCCCCCAAAUGCUAUUGGCUCAACCGAGGGCACCCUAGAAUCACCUCUGAUCGCUUCUACUCAGCCCAACAUACCGGAUACCAGGUUUUCUACGGUAACACGUAAAGAAAAAUCGUGGGAGAGCGACGGUAGAGGCCAUUCGAAAAAGGACCACUCUAAGGCGUCCAUCAAUCUGCUCGAGGGUCAGCCACAUAAAAUAUUUUACGAGAUCAAGCCCUCGCUCAAUACCGUCAUGAGGGCUGAUGACGAGGAGAGCAACACGAAUUUACCCCUCGCGGUGACAACCAAACACAAUUUCUUGGGAUUCAAAUUGCCGAGUGUACCCAGCUCCUUUGGAAAAUUUGGACCAUUCUUCGUAGAUGAGGUCGAUCAUCGUAAUAUAACGGAGAGAAUUGGUAGCACUGUUCAACUUGACUGCAGAAUUGGACUGCUCGGUGAUAAGAAGGUGACCUGGUUUCAGCCCAAUAAAGACUCCAUCCGGCUCCUCACAGUUGGAAAUGGCCAAUACAGCGCUGACGAACGGAUCAGCCUUAAAUUCCAGUAUCCGGACAAUUGGAGGCUGCAAAUAGCCUAUGCAACACUUCGAGACAGUGGAAUAUACAAGUGCCAGGUGGAAAUCGGCCCCACAAACUUUAUGGUGAAAACCUACCACGUUCUCAUAACAGCACCCUCUCUGAAUAUAACGGACGAUUCUGGACGUACUAUAUCUGGGGAGAGACACCUCAAAGCGGGCAGUACACUCAGACUGAGGUGUGAGGGCAGAGAUGUACUUGAAAAGCUCAACGAAUCUUUAUUAUGGACAAGGGGAGAUGAAAUCCUCACUGCGGAUGUCAGUGAAAAUAGAACGACUGAAUUACUGGGUGACAAGGAGAUACCAGUUAUAUCAAGUACACUAGUCGUUGAGAAAGCAUCGCCACGACAUGCAGGAAACUACAGCUGCAUCGUACCGGAAAGAGCCAAGACGACCAUAGCUGUUCACGUUUUGAACGGGGAACUUCCAGCUGCUGUUCAUCAUGGAAGUGGUGUUUCGAGUGCUGUUCUCAAUUUUUGGUUGAUUCAUCUGACCGUGAGCUAUGGAUUUUUGAGAUGACAAUACUAAGAAUGAUAACUGAUGAGUUGUGCAUCGGCAAUGGAUCAGAGGAAUUUCACUCCUUCGUUGCGCGCUGGCAGGGACAUGGGAGGAUCAGAAGGAUCAACGUCGAGUGUAGAGAACUACGGGAGUGAAGGGGAUCCUGUAAUUCAUAUAUAUGUACAUAGGUGUAACUUGAGACAGUGCAUGCGAGAAGGGAGGCAAGACCGGGGCAGAUCGUUGGUGUCGAGCUGGCACGAAAAUUUAUAACCAAUAUGCUUUCUCCGCGAGCGGAUGGGGCAUAUUUCAUGGGUGGAAGCUAGUCGUUUCCGCCUUCGACUUUUCUUCAGCGAUCGUGAAUCACUCCAUCGGUUUUUGCUCUCAUUCUGUUACUCUCUGUAUUUAUUUUUUAUUUUUAAACGCUGAGCUUCGUAUCGACGGCAUACUUCCGUCGAAGCACCGGGAAAUGUUCUCAGAACUUCAGCUACCGCGUCGUCUCCACUGUUAACGAGACAUCUUAACUACUAUCAUGACUGUUAAUUAUUGAGGAGAGUCGUUAACAGCCACUAAAACCUUCUAUCACUGCAUUUAAUGAAUCAGGAACUGACUUCAGGUGGGGAAAAAUAAUAGAGCUUCCUGCGGGAUUUUCCGGUGAAUUUCCCAUAGGACAUUUUGUUAUGUCUUAUUUUUUUUUUAUGUUCCAAUGGUUUAUGUUCUUUCAUCCAUAUUAUUUUUAAACCUCUGAAACAUUAAUUUUUUUCAAGAUGACGUCAAGUUCAAUUUAACACCCGAAUUACUCAGAUGAGUAUUCACCGUGGAAAGCCACUCGAUGGCAUCACAUUUUCUGCAGAAAAUUCUAUACGAUUUUCCCAUACGUGGUUUCUGAGAAUAAAGCCGUUCUAUACGAGAGAAUAAUUGUCGUUCCACCGUUGACGAGGGCAACAAAUAUAGCCGAGUAUUGAUUUUUUCCAUUCCCAACUUAGAUAGAUAAUUAAAUCUCACAAAGUAUGAUGACUGAUUAGUGACUAGUAUGGUUAUUUCCUGUUCAAUUAUAACAAUAAUAGGCCAGCGAUUCGUAAUGAAGGAGGGAGAUUGUUGGUAGUUGAAUGGAAAAUGUGCAGUGAAAAGGGAUGAGACACGCAAAGGCCAUUCUCGGGUUGCGGUCUUGUACCAUUGGAAGGUAUACCACGCCUCAUCUUGAUGCGCAAAAUCGGCUCGACCUAAUUAGAGCCGCGGUAACGUAACGCUAAUGGUCCACGGCUAGUCGAUUGGCAUUCAUGGAGAACCCAUUGCCAACCACCUUCUCACGAUUAAAUGUAACUACACAGCCCUUUCUCACUGAUGAGUCUUUACAGUCUUCACGUAAUUAGUUGAUAUUUCAGGGAGAGGGAGGAGGGCCGUACAAAUGAAUGAGACAAUUGUUGGAUAGUAUUUGAUUGUUUAGUUGCGUUUGACGAGGGGAAAUUGACUCAUUGUGCUGAUGAAAAAAUUGUGAUGUUCAUUGGAAUUAAGAAAAACGUAUCAGAGUGCUUAACAUUCAGACGCAGGCUCAAGGGAAAUUAGAGGAAAUGAGAGGGGGGAAUGGAGCACAGAGUGACUUUAAAACAUAUACAUAUUGUGUCGAUUUUAUCUACUAAUGAAUAACAUCUACAAUAAGAUUAUAUUUUUAUAUGUAAAUACGUCAUCGUUCUUUCUUGUUAUUUCGAUAGACUAAGUGACUAUUAAAUCAAUAGUAAUUUUAAUUAGACGAGUCGUGUGAAAAUUACAACAUUAUUAUACAGCGUUAUUGACUUUGUUACAACUCGGGACCAGCCAGCGAAAGGAUUAAAAAUAAACCCUGUCACGAUCGGCUUGAAAUAUUCUUUGGGUAGGUUUUUGGCAUUUCAAUUGGACAUUUGAUGGACAGAAAUUAGAAAGCUAUGAACUCUGUUCUUUCCAUCGAGUUAGCCACUGGUUUAAUGAUAUUCACGAUUCUGGAUUAAUUUACAUACUAAAAAUGCUGGAACAAGGAUGGAUUUAGUAGAUGUGAAAAAUAGCCACAACCCCAUCCGUGACAUUGAUUACAACAGCAUCGAUCGUGGCUUGGUCAAUAAAUUGUCAUUCAAAUUCCCAUCAGACUCUAUCUUCGCUGAUGAACAAGGUCUGUGUUCACAUUAAUCGGGGGGAGUCUAAAUGAGGGGAGAGUUUAAUCAGUUGAAUUGGAGUGAAAAAAUAUUUUACGUCGUGUUAAUUGCUAGGUGAAUAAAUCCUAACAUUUCAAUUAUGUACCCGGGAAUUUUUUGAAUAAAUUAUCAAAGCAUUCCGCACAGAGAAAAAAAUUAUUCCCGCUAAAUUUCAUUUACUUGGAAGAAUAAAUGAAAUGGAAUAGAUGACCAUUUGGCAGAAAAAAAAAUCAGUGUUUACACGGAAACAUAAAUUUACGUCAGUUGAUUGUCAUUUUUAUUAACGAAAGAGCGAAAAUUGUAAAUACUCAUAUCAUGUUGCCCCCAAUUUCCAACUGGAACGUAAUCUCCAUCUGUCUUUGAGAUUUCCCGAUUGAAUUCGAUCAUUCUCCGUAGCUAAUACCUCUGAGGAUAUAUUUCAUAGAAAUAAAGCUCAAUCAUUAAUCCAUCAAUUACGCUCGUAAUUCAAAGGCAUCCCGGGAAUUCGUUCUCCCCCUCCUGUUUUUUUCCCUCUCUACAACUGUUCGUUCUACUCCACCCUACGAAUGGAAAAAAAAGUUCAAUUGGAAAAUUCUGUAUCGUCAAAUCAAUUGCUCUGAGCAGCAAAGAAGUAAUUUACGGUAUUCACGUUUUUUUUUUUCAUUAUAAAAAAAACAGUUGGAGCGUUUGAACGAAAAUUCCAUGGACGCAAAACGCGGAGAAUCCGUCUUUUCGUACACACUCCACUACCACACGACGUGCCCCUGCUUAUAACGUCCAAUCUACUGCUACAAAUAUACGCCAGACGAACCGUGUGUCUCACACUCGAUCACUCGCUUGCGUUUGUCCGGAUAUCCUCGGUUCUACUUCCGUAAAUUGCAAUUCCAAUGUUUUUUCCCUCCCUCCCCUCUCCUCCUUCCCCACCCCUUCGCCAAGCCUUUGAAAAUGCUUCUCCAGCUCUUCUGAUCUUCCCAUCUUUUCCAUCUCGCAUGUGUGCGGGAGAAAAAGACAAGCCCAUACUUCUUCACAUCCCCUACCCCACCCCCCACCGCUCCCCAUCAUUUCGUCGUUCCUCUGUUCUUGAUUUUUCCUGAUUUUCCAGCGAGAGAAAUAACCGCUCGUAAAUCCACCUUAAUCAUUAUAUCAAGUCCACUUCAAUUCUCAAGUAGAUUCAAUCGAAUUAUUUCGCUCCACUCGACUACGUAAGACAAAAUUACUCACGAAGUAAGAGCAUACACGCGUUAUUACAAAUAUUUGAACUUAUAUUGUAAUUGUAUAAUUGUUUAUAUGUAAAAGAAAACACAUCCAAGAAUUUAUCAUAAUGGACAAGUUUUAUUAUAUCGCUUUGAUAUAUCAUUGCGAGUGACGAUGGAAUGUUAUAUGUAUGAUUACUGUUGGUAUAUGAGAAUGACAAAAAUUAUUGAACUAAUUGUACAGGCAAUUCAAUUGCAUAAUGAU
This is a messenger RNA of Diachasmimorpha longicaudata, 6037 nucleotides long. RefSeq lists its product as uncharacterized. The transcript is spliced from 10 exons. The record is from RefSeq and is a predicted model, not a curated record. NCBI's taxonomy places the organism in Eukaryota, Metazoa, Arthropoda, Insecta, Hymenoptera, Braconidae. Gene Ontology annotation, biological process: synapse organization. Gene Ontology annotation, cellular component: neuron projection membrane. The coding region runs from base 573 to 2459 and encodes 628 amino acids.